CUCUUGUAAUGUCAAGCUAGCACUGUAAACAGAUGAAUCACACGGUGCCGUGUCGAGCAGGUCGAUAGCACAGCAAGCGGGAGGGCAAGUAAAGUAGAGCUGGAAAAAGUUGAGGGUUUUGUUUUCGUCUCAUCGCUGUAGUGCAAGCAAAGACCUACGCCGUGGCGACAGCAUAAAGAUUAGCAGAUCCAGUUAUAGUUUGCAGAAAGCGGAGAGCUGGAUCAUGCUUCUAUCAAGGGGUGUUCGGUUACCGGUGCGGCUACAACAUGCAAGCACUGUUGGUGCGUCGGUGAAUUUUUUUGGAUGCAGCAUUCUUGGAAAUCCAGGUGCUAGUACUAUUCGUAGUACGAGAAUAAGAAAGCGGGUCAAUGCUGCUGCUACCCGACCAUUGCGUAAUUCUGCACAGCCUGUUUUCACUGGUAUAUAUGUCCAGCAGGGCGGUUGGGAAGCUGCAAUCGAGAAAAGUAUUCGCAGUCCAUUAUUGUGGAGAGAUUUACCGAAUAUCGAAGGGGGAGACAAGGCGAUGUUAUUUAAAACAGAUCCGACCUCCGAAGAUUACAAGCGUAAAUCUGCAAACUGGAUUAAUCCUCUGCCUUGGGAAGAAAGUUUGGCCGCAGCGGGGAACGUGUUUAAUGAGACCGCAGCGGGGCUGCAGAGCCGUCUGUUCCACUGUAAUAAAGCGAAAGGGUUGCCGAUUCCCUGGGCUCUUUCUUCUGCCAGUGCUGCGGGGUGUGACCGGUUCAGAGGCGCGGAUCUGUCGCCGGCGCUGAGCUCAGAGAACAGGCGCCUUUAUCUUUUCAGUCCAGCGGCAGGGAGGCUCCAAAUGCGGGCGUGUUUCUCGACUUCAUCCGCCCGGCAACAAGAGAUAAAAAAAACUGCCGACCAAGGUUCAAGAUCAAUCAAGGCAGAGAGCGGUGAUUCCAGAGUGGGUGCUGCAGAACAGGAAAGAGAGGAAAACAGAAAACCCAACAAAUCCCAGCAGCUGAAGAAGGUCUUCAAGGAAUACGGAGCUGUCGGAGUCGCGUUCCACAUCGGAAUCUCCUUGAUGUCGCUGGGGAUAUUUUACCUGGCUGUUUCCAGUAAAGUUGACACGCUACUUUCAGUUGACCAGCUCACAAAGUAACUGAGCUUCUGAAGAUUACACAAGAAUGAGGGGGGAAAGGUGAGCAUGUAACUGGAGCUGGGGCGGUCGCUUAGUAACCAGACAGGUGUAUGUGCAGUAUUAUUUCUAAGCUAAUGAAUCUGGAUCAAAAUGAUUUGUUCUUACACAGUGGAAAGCAUACAUAAUGAUGCAUUAAAAGAACUGUUACAAAGAAAGAUCAUAUAUAAAUUAUAUUGAAAUAAAGAUACAAAGGGAUUCAUCGCACUAGUUAUCAGAAAUACAGAAUCGGAGACUUCAAACCAGCAUCCAGUAAAACUCGUGCAUCGUGACGCACAUGAUGUUGAAAGGAACAUCACGUUGCCUCAAUCGUGUUUGUCUGAAGUGAUUCUCAUUGUUGCAGAAGCUCCUUAGUCAUGCGUAGUAGAUAGAACACAGAGGGGGGGAAAACACUAAGACAA
Messenger RNA from Polyodon spathula (Mississippi paddlefish), 1560 nucleotides. RefSeq lists its product as uncharacterized. The record is from RefSeq and is a predicted model, not a curated record. The transcript is spliced from 3 exons. The coding region runs from base 224 to 1123 and encodes 299 amino acids. Gene Ontology annotation, cellular component: mitochondrion. NCBI's taxonomy places the organism in Eukaryota, Metazoa, Chordata, Actinopteri, Acipenseriformes, Polyodontidae.